AUGUUGGCAAUAAGAAAGACAGUGUUCUCUGCAUGCCUUUCUUCCUUCCACAACACUCCUCCCAACAUCAGAUCUCUUGCUGCUACCUUCUCCUCCACAGUCAACAAAGAUGAUAUUAAGAUUAUUGAGACGCCGGGGAGGGCGAAAGGGAAGGCGGCGGACAUGGAUGAUGCGCGCGGGGAGAGGGAGGAGAGGAGGUCGUCGGUGGCUGAUAGUAUGAGAGAAGGAGCGGCGAGAGCGAUGGAAACGGGGAUGGAGUUGGGAGAGAAGGCGAAGCAGACAAUGGACGAUGCAUGGGAUGCGGCCAAGGAGACGACAAAGAAUGUUAAGGAUUCCAUGAGAGAAGACGAUGAGUACGAUGAUGAUCUGAGGAAACGUGGCGGCCGCUAUGAUUUGAGGGAUCGCCAUUAG
Molecule: messenger RNA, 411 nt
Organism: Ipomoea nil (Japanese morning glory)
Lineage: Eukaryota; Viridiplantae; Streptophyta; Magnoliopsida; Solanales; Convolvulaceae
Exons: 2
Coding region: 1-411 (136 amino acids)
Source: RefSeq, a predicted model, not a curated record